CUACAUAACCACACGUUCGACAUAUUUAGUUAAUUUUCCAGCCACAGUUCAACGCAAGAAAUGAAAUGCCAUGAUUUGUAUUUGGCGCGAAGCCGCGAGCAGUGGCUAUAACAGCCAUCACUCAAAAAUACUCGGGAAAUGUCGGACAUGCUUCGUGACCAGUUCGCCCUGUUCGUGACCCGCUUCGUGACGUGUACAAAAUCACGCCACUAACAGUGUCGCCAUCCCCUUUUUAAACUGAGCGGUUGGUGUGAGAAUAUCACUGGAAAAUAUACAUUAUUCAACGUUUAAUCCUUUGUAAUCCGACCCUUUAAAGGAAAUUUAAGAAGGUAAAUAUUUGACCUUUUGUUAAUAUUAAAAGUAGUCUUUUAUAGUCAAGUGUAUUCAACACCGAAUUACGAAUGUUUAUUGAGAUUUGAGAAUGAACGCUAUAAAAGUCGCACGCUGGAGCCGGAUCGGAACAUUCAAGUAUUGUCAAAAAAACAAAAGAACGGUAACUCCGAAAAGCAUUUUGUAUAAUACUGACGACGACUAAAGUGCAGUCGAAACGUGGAUUCAUUAAAGCUACAAAAUGUAUUUUCGGAGUUACUGCUCUUUUGAAUUUUAUAAACAUGCUCAGUGGUUCGUGUACUUAUAUAUUUUCAUGUUCCAUGUAUUUUGCGGUGUUCAACAUUUAAAUGAGCUGCCAAAUUCCAAUAUCACAGUUAGUUUACUGUUCCAGAAUGUAAUGAUAGUAAUGUACAUUUGAAGUUCCAAAAACUGCGAUAUUUGGCAUCCUUUUAUUCUAGCUUUUGUAUUUUUUUAGGGUUGGGGAUAAAAACAACUCCCGUAGGAAUAGCGCGAAUCGAUUACAGGGCCAAGCAUGUCAAUGGAAGACAUAAGGAAACUGGACAUCGAGGCUUAUGAUAUACUUCAAGAUGCCAGUGUUAAUGAAGAUAUGUUAAUGGAUUUCAGUCGGGAUGAUCUAAAAGACUUGUUUGCCGGUGCAGAUAAAUUUUUGUUGAGAAAAAAGAUUUGGAAUAUUAUUGAGAAAGCUAGAGGAUGUAAAGAAAAAAUGUUAGAGUCUCCUAACUCUGCAAAAGUAAAGAUUAAUCAAACCCCAGUGGUAAAUCCUCAAACUCCUCCUGUACAAAAACAUUUGGGAAUUUCGCAGUCACAACUAUUGCGUUCACCUUCUUCCUGGUUGGAGAGUCCCCCUAGCCCUGCAAGUGUUGACCUAACUUCAAGUCAGGUGAUUACCCCAGCACCUUCUCCGGCCUUUGUUGUAUAUACAGAUAACGAAAUUGUCUGUUCAGCCAAGACUGGUGAUAUUUCGCAAGAUCUGUUUAAUAGAUUGAUACGAAAUACUGUGUCAAAUAUGCGAUCAGCCUGUCAUAGUUUACCUGUACCAAGGGAGCCAACAUCCCUGGAAAUGGGAGAAAUGGCCAAGGUUCUAUGUCAAAAGUAUCCCUGUUUAGAAAGAGCUUCAGAGUUGACAGGAAGUGAAAGCGGUCAUCUUUUUGUGUUGUCCAAAAUUAAAAAACGUCUUGGAAAUGUUGUCCCAGCUAAGAAAAGGCAAGGAAAAGUGCCUGCGAGAUCAAAUAAACGUAUUAAAUUAGACAUGCCUGAACUUGGUGAUUCGAGUGAUCCUUUGAAAAAAGGGUCAGAGAGUGAAUCAUCAUCUACUGAGACAACAGACGGAUCUAAUGAAGACACCGGUCUUUGCGCAAGGCAUUACAGUGCAUUAGAGAGAGAACAAAGGAAGUGUAAACCUAACCCAAAGGUGAUUAACAAAUAUUUGAAUCUAGAGUUCUCGUCUAGAAGGCAAUUGAUUCAAGAGACGAAGAAAGAUGAGAGGCCAAGCAAAAUACUGGAGCUCUACCCAUGUUUUAAAGAUCCUAAUGAGGUUGUUGAAGAAGUAAGACGAUGUCUGAAAUUGAAGGAGACUGGUAAUCCUGAAUCGUACAUGACUAGCCGUGUCAGUCUUCUGGAGAAGAAAGUCGAUCAGAUGAUAUACUACGGGAUCUCAAAAAGUGCUAUACAACCACCUAUGAGCCAGUCAGUUGACCAAAAGAUAGUGCAUUUGCUAAAGGGAAUCCAUGUCAUUUUUAAAGGAAAGCCUAAAUCUAAGAAGCUUAUCGUGCAUGAUUCAAUUUUUAUCCCGGAGGAUAACGAACUUCCAGACGUGUGGCAGCAAACACGCCAUGGUAAUUCUCCGGGCCUAAUAAUGACGAAAGAAACGGCGCAAUGA
This is a messenger RNA of Dendronephthya gigantea, 2230 nucleotides long. RefSeq lists its product as uncharacterized. The transcript has 9 exons. The record is from RefSeq and is a predicted model, not a curated record. The coding region runs from base 863 to 2230 and encodes 455 amino acids. Lineage: Eukaryota; Metazoa; Cnidaria; Anthozoa; Malacalcyonacea; Nephtheidae.